Lolium rigidum is the source of this 756-nucleotide messenger RNA. RefSeq names its product 2'-deoxymugineic-acid 2'-dioxygenase-like. The coding region runs from base 1 to 756 and encodes 251 amino acids. NCBI's taxonomy places the organism in Eukaryota, Viridiplantae, Streptophyta, Magnoliopsida, Poales, Poaceae. The transcript is spliced from 2 exons. The record is from RefSeq and is a predicted model, not a curated record.
AUGAGGAAAAGCCAGCGCAGCCCGAAAUUAGAUCUCCACCUCGCGCUUGAGGCUAUCCUCGCGGUCGAUGUGGUCGGGCGCUUGAAGGAGGAGCAGGUGUGGCGUCAGAGGUGGGCCGCGGUGAAGGUGGUAACGGAAUCCUCGUCAUGUUCGUAUGAGCGGGAGGAGGACGGAGAUCUGGCUGCCGACCUGCUCGUCACAUCACCGGCCACGGGCGGCUCACCAUGUACCCCGCCGGACGGGACGGAGGCGGCCAGAGAAGGGGAACGGAGGGGGAGCGGAGGGGUAGAGCUGCAGUGCGGCGGCGAGGUCAUCCUCAACGCCAACCACUACCCGCCGUGCCUGGACCCCGGCCUCACCCUCGGCCUGCCGCCGCACUACGACCGGAACCUCAUCACCGUGCUCCUCCAGCCCGGGUACGUGUGCGGGCUCCAGGUCUCCUACGGCGGCGGGUGGAUCGACGUCGAGCCGGUGCCCGGCGCCCUCGUCAUCAACUUCGGCCACCAGCUUGAGAUCGCCACCAACGGGCUGCUCCGGAGCGUGGAGCACCGGGCCGUGCCCAACGCGGUGGUGGCCAGGACCUCGGUGGCGGCGUUCAUCAUGCCGACAAUGGAUUGCAUGGUGGAGCCCGCCAAGGAGCUCGUCGGCGAGGGCAGCCCGGCGAGGUACCGGAGCAUAACGUUUCGGGACUUCAUGCGCGUCUACAAGACCGUCGGCGCUCGCAGGGAGAGCGUCGACAAGGCCUUCAGGAUCUGA